This is a messenger RNA of Dromiciops gliroides (monito del monte), 7988 nucleotides long. RefSeq names its product sushi, nidogen and EGF like domains 1 (gene SNED1). Gene Ontology annotation, molecular function: calcium ion binding; protein binding; G protein-coupled receptor activity. Gene Ontology annotation, biological process: cell-matrix adhesion. The transcript is spliced from 33 exons. The coding region runs from base 1 to 4347 and encodes 1448 amino acids. NCBI's taxonomy places the organism in Eukaryota, Metazoa, Chordata, Mammalia, Microbiotheria, Microbiotheriidae. The record is from RefSeq and is a predicted model, not a curated record. Gene Ontology annotation, cellular component: membrane.
AUGCGGGGCCUGGCCCGCUGGAUGCUGCUGGUGGCGCUGGCCAGCUGGGGCCGCGCGUUCGUGCCGCUGGCUGACUUCUACCCGUUCGGCCCGGAGGUGGGAGAUGCUGUCACUCCGAAGCAGGAUGACGGGGGCUCGGGGCUGCUGCCCAUCUCCGUCCCGUUCCCGUUCUUCGGAGCGGGGCACACCGGUCUCUACGUGAACAACAAUGGAAUUAUCUCCUUCCUAAAGGAAGUCUCCCAGUUCACACCAGUUGCUUUCCCCAUCUCUAAAGACCGCUGUGUGGUGGCUGCUUUCUGGGCUGAUGUCGAUAACCGCCGUGCAGGAGAGGUCUAUUACCGGGAGAGUAAGGAACAGGCUACCCUGCACAGAGCCUCGGAAGACAUCAGGAGAUACUUCCCAGAGCUCCCCAACUUCUCAGCAAAGUGGGUUUUCGUGGCUACCUGGCACCAGGUGACCUUUUUCGGAGGGAGCUCGUUUUCUCCGGUAAACACCUUCCAGACUGUCCUCAUCACAGAUGGCAAGCUAUCUUUUACCAUUUUCAACUAUGAGUCCAUCUUGUGGACCACAGGCAUGCACGCCAGCAGCGGGGGCGACUUGGCGGGACUAGGAGGCAUUGCCGCACAGGCAGGGUUCAAUGCUGGUGAUGGGAAACGUUACUUCAACAUCCCUGGCUCCCGCACCGAUGACAUCGUCGACGUGGAGAUGACGACAAAUGUGGGUAUCCCCGGGCGAUGGGUGUUCAGAAUCGAUGAUGCCCAGGUGCAAGUGGGGGGCUGCAGCAACACAACCUCUGUGUGUCUGAACCUGCGUCCUUGUCUGAAUGGAGGGAAGUGCAUUGACGACUGCAUCACCGGGAACCCCUCCUACUCCUGCUCCUGCCUUGCGGGCUUCACGGGGAAGAAGUGCCACCUGGAUGUGAAUGAGUGUGCCUCCCAUCCGUGUCAGAAUGGAGGGACCUGUGCACACGGCGUGAACAGUUUCAGCUGUCAGUGCCCUCCAGGCUUCAAAGGGCCCACCUGUGGGACAGUGGAAUCCCCGUGUGACUCCAAGGACUGUCAGAAUGGCGGCGAAUGCCAGACUGGAAACGGGACUGCGGAGUGCUUGUGCCAGCCAGGGUACACGGGAGAAAGCUGUGAAACUGAUAUAAACGAAUGUGCCUCUGACCCAUGCGUGAAUGGGGGGAAAUGUGUCGACCAGGUGGCUAACUAUACCUGCCUGUGUUCAGAGCCCUUCACCGGCCGUCGCUGUGAGUUAGAUCAGUCAGCCUGUGAAGACCGGAGCUGCAGAGACAGGCAGACCUGCAACUACAUCCGCCCAGGGCGCUACAUCUGCACUUGCUCCCCCGGCUACUACGGGAGCAACUGUCAGUACGGAGGCCCCAGAAUCCCAAGUGCCUGUCUCUCCGAUCCAUGCCAAAAUGAGGGCACCUGUGUGGAAACAGACCAGGGCUACAUCUGCGAGUGUCCCGACGGGUACACGGGCCCCAACUGUGCAGAGAAGCUCCCGGAAGACUGUGAGUGCCGUAACGGGGGGAGAUGCCUGGAUGGAAACUUCACCAUGUGCCACUGCCCCCCGGGAUACUUUGGUCUCCUUUGUGAAUUCGAAGUCACUGCCACACCAUGCAAUGUAAACACCCAGUGCCCUGACGGCGGCUACUGCAUGGAGUACGGCGGGAGUUACCUCUGUGUGUGCCACACCGACUACAUUGCCAACCACACUCUGCCUUCUCCCUGUGAUUCUGAUCCCUGCCUCAAUGGGGGCUCCUGUGAUGCCCACGAUGACUCCUACACUUGUGAGUGCCCACGAGGCUUCCACGGCAAGCACUGUGAGAAAGUAAGGCCGAGACUGUGCAGCUCUGGGCCCUGUCGGAAUGGCGGCACAUGCAAGGAGUCCAACGGAGAGUACCAAUGCAGCUGCCCCUAUCGCUUCACAGGGAAGCACUGCGAGAUAGGAAAGCCAGACUCUUGUGCCUCCGGCCCUUGUCAAAACGGGGGGACCUGCUUCCAUUACAUCGGCAAAUACAAGUGCGACUGUCCACCAGGCUACUCGGGGCGCCACUGUGAGAUAGCUCCCUCUCCUUGCUUUAUGAGCCCCUGCGAAAAUGGUGCCACCUGCAACGAUCUGGGCACAGAUUAUAGCUGCCGCUGCCGCGCAGGCUACACUGGAAAACGCUGCCAGUCAGAGGUGGACUGCGGCCCUCCCAGCUCAGUGAAGAACACCAAAGUGAGAUUCAACUCCACCAAGAUGGGCUCCCUGGCCGAAUACGAGUGUGAGCAGGGCUUCGUCCUCAGCUCCGGGAACAACCCCAGAGUGUGCAGAGCCCGCGGACUCUGGAGUGACCCGCCGCAGUGUGAUGAAAUCAAUGAGUGUGAAUCUCAGCCUUGCCUGAACGGAGGCUCCUGCAAGGACCGGAUCGCCAGCUUCCUCUGCGUCUGUGGCUCAGGAUACAUGGGGCCCCACUGUGAGCUGGAGAUUGAUGAAUGCCAGUCAGACCCCUGUAAAAAUGGAGGGACCUGCAAAGAUCUCCCAGCAUCCUUUAUGUGCCAAUGCCCUGAUGGCUUUGCUGGAAUCCACUGUGAAAAAGAAGUGGACACCUGUGACUCGAGUCCCUGUCAGCACGGAGGGAAGUGUGAGAAUGACGGUGGCUCCUAUCUGUGUGUCUGCCCAGAAGGUUUCUUUGGCUACCACUGUGAGAUAGCGAGUGAUCCGUGCAUCUCCAAUCCCUGUGGAGGCCGAGGUUACUGCCUCUCCAGCAACGGGUCCCACAGCUGCACCUGCAAGGUGGGCUACACAGGCAAAAACUGUGCAAAAGAGCUGCUGCCACCCACAGCGCUCAAGGUGGAAAGGGUGGAGGACAGCGGCAUCUCCAUCUCCUGGCGUCCCCCCGAGGACCAAACGGCCAAGCAGAUGAUUGAUGGCUAUGCGGUGACCUAUGCUUCCUUCGACGGUUCCUACCGACGAACUGACUUUGUGGAUCGAAGUCACUCUGCCCACCAGUUGCGGGCCCUGGCCUCGGGCAAAGCCUACAACAUCUCCGUCUUCUCGGUCAAACGCAAUGUGAACAACAAGAAUGAUAUCAGCAGACCUGUGGCGCUCGUCACCCGCACUCGGCCUCGGCCUGUGGAAGGUUUUGAGAUCACCAACGUGACAGCAUCGUCAAUCACAGUCCAGUGGGCUCUCCACAAGGUCAAGCACUCCACCGUCAAUAAAGUCCGCGUGUCCAUCCGCCACCUCGGGGACCAAGAAGACCGUGCCGUGGAGCUGGACCGGACCACUGACAAGUAUACAUUCUGGGAUCUCCUGCCAGGAGAGAGGUACAUUAUUCAUGUAGCCACCCUCAGUGGACUGGGCACAGAAGACCAUCCCUCAGAGAGCCUGGCCACGGCACCUUUCCAUGUGUGGACUCGUCCUCUCUCUCCUAGAAACCUGACAGCCUCGAGAGUCACUGCUACUUCUGCCCACAUGGUCUGGGAGCAUCCCCCUGCAGGGGCUUCUGUGGAGGGUUAUAUCAUCAAUGUGACCACAAGCCAGAGCGUGAAGAGCCGCUAUGUCCCCAACGGGAAGCUGACCUCCUAUACCAUGCGCGACCUGCAGCCCGGUCAAAGGUAUCGACUCUCGGUGACUGCUGUACAGAACACAGAGCAAGGUCAAAUGCACAGCGCCCCUGCCCAUCUGUACGUUACAACCUCACAGAGGGAUGGCUCUUCUGACAGAAGAUGGAGCCAAGGGGGGCCCCCCAGAGUACUGAGGAACAGACUGCCCCCAUCCUUUCUGCCUGAUCUUCGACUGCUGGCUGAUCGAGAGGUUUCAGAAGAACCAUCCCAGGCCCCCAGGUUUACUGAGCUGGUGGAUGGUCGAGGAAGAAUCAGUGCCAAAUUCAGCAGCGUCCCAAGUAAAUCAGUCACCGUGAGAUCACAACCAGAGACCCCCGUGAAACUGGAGAAUGUGGAAGAAUCCACCAACCAGAUCAGCCUGGCCCUCCAACUGCCCGAACCCGAAGGCAACAAAGAGGAAGAAGAUGACCACAGGAACUGCUCCAUCAACCCCUGCCGAAACGGGGGCACGUGUGUGAGUGGGACGGGCUCCUACAGCUGUGACUGCAGCCCAGGAUUCAAAGGCAGACACUGCGAGCUAACGUGUAAGAAGGUGCCACAUUCCUGUACACGCCUGUACUCAGAAACCAAGUCCUUUCCUGUCUGGGAAGGAGGAGUCUGCCACUAUGUGUACAAGAGAAUCUACAAAGUCCACCCAGACAUCUGCUACAAGGAGAGCUGUGAGGGCACAACUGCCAAGAAGACGCCCAGCAGGAAACAAAGCAACAGUCAAAUAGCAAGGAAACCUUAAGGGUCCGCAACAACUGGGCUUUCCCCUUGUCGACUCUAAGGGCUUUUAAAUCCCAGGAAGAUGAGAUCUACUACGUGGGUUGAAAGAGAACAGAGAGGAGAGGCACUUUACGAGAUGGAGCCCGCACCUCAGCAUCCUCCUCUCCUCGAGCCUCUCUGGGACACGCUGCCAGGCCUGAACACACCAGCACCUCCUCCUCUGGGGCCGUGGCCAAGGCUUCUUCAGUUUUCCUCAUUCCAGACUUAAUCCUCCAAGGUGUCUGCAUUCUUCCCCAGAUAUAUCACCAAAGGUGUUGCAGCAUGCAUCACAAGCCUUUGGAACGUAUCCGUGACUGAAAGACAGCAAAGUAUGGCUAUGCAAAUGAGAAGGGGUUAACUUAGCAGAGCACCGGGAGCACGGCCAGAUCGGCAGACCCCGGCUCACAACGUUCCAAGUAGACGUGAAUCUUCUCUCUGAGACCAAAAAAAUCAAAAUGGAGAAGAAACGUGAGCAGCCUCCAAACAGCCAGAGUAGAAAUGAAUUCUUCCCAAGCUGAAAAGCAACUUCGAGGGUUGUUUAGUGCUGCUUAGCCCUUUUUGUCCCUAGUCUUAUAAUCUGAAGAAUAUUUUUGUUCAUUGGUAUUUUGCAGGCUAGUAGUCCAUAGUGUGGGUUAGUGCCUUUGGUAUUCUGAAAGAAGAAAUGUUAAACAAUUAACACACUAUUUAGCUUAGAAACCUUUCUGUCUCUAAGAAUUUCAUAUGGGCUUUUGGUUGUGGGCACACUCAUCCCUUAGCUAGCAGAUCAGGUAUAGCCGGCAUGGCCGCACUGGGCUAAUGGGAAAAAGGUCUGCACGGUUGCCAUCAAGACAAACUGUUUUAGUCUACUGAGUCAUUAACCUAAAAUGUUUCAAGUUUUUGGUCCUUUACCAGAGGACACAUUAUCACUCACGAUGUUAACUUUUCAACAUGUUUCAAAAAUACUCCUCCCCCCAAAUGCUGUUAAAACAAUGGAAACCCUACUUGAUACUUAGAAAUGUUAACAUCAUUAUAGCAAGUGACCCCAAGUGGGCCCCAAAGCCACAGCGGACUGUGCCAGGCAUCAAUCCACAGUCAAGGGUGGAGACGGUGCUGGAAUGCGUUAGUGCUCUAAGACAGAGGGAAGAGGAGGAGAGCCAACCUUCCAAUUUCAGAGUUCUGUUUGUGAAGCAGCGAGGCAGCAAGGAUUGAGUGCCAGCAUACAGAGUCUACCGAGAUUCCUCUUACCUGUCCACACUCCCCAAGCACCCCAGGGUGCUGAAGGAAAUCAUGACCCAUUCAAACUAGAAGGCAUUUUUUUCCCCUGCAAGAUGUAGUCAUAUUUUAUAAGAGGAUUACUUUGAAGGAUUAGAAUCUGUUUUUAAAUUAUGAGAAUUAUAUAUGGUUAUGUCUCAGGAAAAACACACAUAUAUCAAUUAGCCAUUUUCAUAAAGGAAGAACGUGCCAAGGAGAUAAACUACAGUAAAUCUAACAAACUUCUACCAUUCCAAAAGCUGUACCCAAUCGCCACUCAAGAGAUUGGCUUUAGUUUAGUGAAGAGUCAGAAGAGAAGUGAGAGUGGCUAGAAAGGGUCAUUAAUAUAUAUAUAAAAAUAACCAUGUCUUUUUUUUUUUCUCAACAAUCCUGGGACUCAACAUUAUCACAUGAUGUCACUGGAAAAGUACAUGAGGGAAAAAGGACUUCUACCAUCAUGUUAACAACUCCUGGCAUCUCAGCAAAUGAGAAAACCGUUUGUCCGAUAGAACAACUUCUGAGUCUGGCCGUCCGUGGCCGUGCGACCCACCUCUUCUGAUGUUUUACAGAGAAAUGACAGCGUCUACUGAAAAAGUUUUUCUAAAUAUAAUACUGUUUUCACAGCAAUGACAUCUUUCAAUUUUGCCUUUAAAACAUUCCAAGCAAAUCUGUCAAGACACUUUUUCCUUAUGACUCACUCUGGACCUCUCCUUUCUUCUGUGAAAUCAUCCGAAGGCUACUGCCUCUUCCAAAAAGCCCAUCAGUUCACAAGGAGAGACUGAUGAUACAGGAUUGGGGUUCACCCACAGAGGAGCCAGGAAUCCCCCCUCCCCACUUCUUCUCAAAAGGGCAUAAUCAUUUGUGGUCCAAAUGAAAAGAACCAACCACCUGUAAAUUGGGGAACCCCUUUAGGAUCCCAUCUCACAUCUGACUGAUCAAGCCUAAGAACCCGGGCUCCAAAGAGCCACAUCAUUUAGAGUCCCAAAGGCAGAGGGAUGCGAUUAGAAUUUAGGCAGAGUGAAAGGGUUUCAUCUUUCAUGCCGCCAUCUCCAGAACGUAGCAGAUAGCUCUCUGAAACGUCCCCACCUCCAUCAUCACAAGAGACCUCCCCUUCAUGACAAAAAGGAGCUCACUGCAGGUGAACUGAAACAGAAUUUCCUUCUUGCCUCCCCCACAGGGCCCCCCACUGCCUGUGGCUGGAAUUGUCCCCAGUGAAAUGGCAGCUGUGGCCACCCUGGCCAGCAGCAAAGAUCUCUUUGGCCCCUCUUACCCUCUGGCCUGUGUCUUCUCUACUUGGCACACACAAACAUCGCGUUGCUGGAGAGAGCAGUAAUGGUACCUCCCAGUACUAAAUGCCCACACUGACCAGUUAAUGCUGAUUGUACAAAAUCAGGGCUAUGAAGCCCCCCAAAAAAAAAAAAUCUUGUUUCAAAUCUUGUUGGUUUGAAAUUUUUCUAAAUACAAUUUCUUUUUUUGAAGCCCCGUUUUGGUUGUGCAAGUAGGAGCCAGAAUGUAAGUAAAUCUAAAGAUCAACCUCAGGAAACUUGCAUUAAUUGACAUUUUUCCAUCUAUCUUGUUUAAUGAUAAUUUGUUAGUUAUUCCUCUAAAACCCAAUUAGCAGGUGGGGAGAAAGGUCAGGGCAUCAUAGAUCUGCGAUUGCUUGAUACUAAGCAACAAGCCUGAGUACAACAGAGGAUCACAGUUUGGGGUUAGCUAGCUCAACCCCCUCAUUUCACAAAUAAGGAAACAGGCCUACAGAGGUGGCUGUGCCAGGGUCCUAAGUCAGGUCCUCUGAGCCCAUCACAGGGUUCCAUCCCAUGGCAGGGUCUCUGCCAUGAAGAGUGGGUCUUUCCUAGGGAAUUCCACCUGUGUGGAAUUGAGUUGGCUUCACCAUCAUUCCAUCCUGAGGACACCCAGCUUUGCUGGGAAGAUGGGAUGCGAGUGUUUGCUAUGGCUGCCGCUAAUGAAACAUCAAGGCCGGUUUCAGAAAGGCCCAGCACAUAAGAGACUAGGCUGGAAAGUGAGCUGCCAGCCAAGUCACGGGGGUGAUGAGGAACAGGGCUCCUCCUUUGAUGGGUUUGUCACCGACUGCAGAACCUCGUUAAUAAUUAGCACGAAGCCAAAGGCUGAGUCAGACUUCAUUAACAGUCCUUACUCCACGAGGCAUUGCAAUUGAGAGUGACUCGGCCAUUUAGGUUAAGGACCAGGAGCCCUGGGAGGUAGCCAGGCACCUGCUGUAUCCUGCCGUGACCGCCCUCCUGCCCCUCCUUACUGUCACCUCUUACUGACCCAAUGCAAGGAAAGACAGCCCAUUCUUCCCCGUCAGAAGAAGGAGCCCCUCCCUCCAGGCUAGGCGAGCAAUUCACACACCAACAGGGCAAAAAGUGGGGUGGA